UCAGCCAGAGCAAAAACCAACCAAGAAGCCAGCCACACAUCGAUCGAGACGAGUUGAUCUCAGCUCAACGACGACCUCACCCCUCGAAGGUCCCCAGCAGCAAGCACGCAUGCUGCACCAGCACCAGCACCAUUACCAUGGAGGAGUGGCUAGCCUCCACAGCUACCUCUCGAAUCCGGACCAGGCAUUCCACGCUCACUACUACCACCACAGCAACAUCAUCGCCACGCCGCUGCCGCCCACUCCGUCGUUCCACCACCUCUGGCCUUCUACGGCCCAAACCUUCGAACAACCCGUCGUCCACGAAGCUCCGGCGGCCGUCGCCGCCGGCAACAGCCCAGCCGGGUCCGGCAGUGCCGAUGACGGCGGCGGCGGCGGCACGGCGGAGGCUGAGCGGAGGCGGCGGAGGAUGGCCUCCAACCGGGAGUCCGCCCGGAGGUCGCGCAUGCGCAAGCAGCGCCAGCUCACCGAGCUGUGGGCGCAGGUCGUCCACCUCCGCGGCGCCAACCGCCGCCUCCUCGACGAGCUGAACCGCGCCGUGAGGGGCUGCAGCGACAUGCGCCGCGAGAAGGCCCGGCUCCAGAAGGAGAAGACCGAUCUCGGUACCAAGCUCCAGCGCCUCACCCAGCCGCAGAACGCCGCCCUGCCAAGCUCCUCCUCGGAGCCGCAACCGCAACACGACGCCGCUACUGAAUAAAUUCAUUCUUAUCUUCGCAUUUUAGCUUCCAUAUAUACGGUGCUUCUGUUACUAUAGUAUACGAAAUAAAAUAUGUUUUCACAGGUUGUUUCUCCGCUUCA
This is a messenger RNA of Zea mays, 798 nucleotides long. RefSeq names its product basic leucine zipper 8. Gene Ontology annotation, biological process: regulation of DNA-templated transcription. The transcript has a single exon. Bases 110 to 697 code for a protein of 195 amino acids. The record is from RefSeq and is a predicted model, not a curated record. NCBI's taxonomy places the organism in Eukaryota, Viridiplantae, Streptophyta, Magnoliopsida, Poales, Poaceae. Gene Ontology annotation, molecular function: DNA-binding transcription factor activity.